Molecule: messenger RNA, 3338 nt
Organism: Biomphalaria glabrata
Lineage: Eukaryota; Metazoa; Mollusca; Gastropoda; Planorbidae
Product: G protein-activated inward rectifier potassium channel 4-like
Exons: 12
Coding region: 420-1574 (384 amino acids)
Biological process (GO): regulation of monoatomic ion transmembrane transport; potassium ion import across plasma membrane
Cellular component (GO): plasma membrane
Molecular function (GO): inward rectifier potassium channel activity
Source: RefSeq, a predicted model, not a curated record
AGAGUUUACCAGAAGAGUAAUGACAGUUCUAGACCGUGUUUUCUAUUUUAUUUAUUUUUAAAUCUUUAUUUCAGUCUGUAAGAUCCUGGUUAGAAGCUAAAACUCAAUAGCAAAUCAAAUUUAGAGUUGGCAAGCUGGUGUGAACGAUUCACAAAUGUGCUGAAAGCAAACUCUUGAAGAAAUUGUGCAAGUGACUACCUCCCUGAUGAAAUUCUAUCAAUACAGGUCUUUGUUGUAUCAAGACCAAGCUCUGCCAGAAUACAUAGAGUCCAGUUCAAUCACUUAAAGAACGACAGCUGAAAUAAGCAACAGACUUUGAGCCUCUUUCAGUGGAGAGCAAGUGUGCCAUUUGUUUAGUAUAAUUCUCCACAGGAAUAGAACUGCCUCUCUGUACAACGUAUUGAUUUGUAAACUUAAAGAUGGACGUCGUCAUCGAGAACAAGGUCAAGGUCAAGAAAUCCAGGCGAACUUUAUUACGCAAAGAGGGGAAAAGUAACGUCACCUACCGGGGUAUAGAGAACAAGAAUGUCAAGUACAUGAAGGAUCUCUACGUCACUCUGAUAGACUUGAAGUGGAGAUGGGCCUUGUUGAUUUUAUUUUUAGGUUUCUUCCUCACCCAACUGAUGUUCUCUGUGGUGUACUAUCUGCUGAGUUACUUUAAUGGCGAUCUCGACCACGUGGGUGACUCCAAAUUCCAGCCUUGUAUUUCCAACCUACACUCCUAUUGGGACGCAUUGCUUUUCUCCAUGGAGACCCAGUCUACUGUCGGGUACGGAACUAUUUAUCCCAACGCCGAGUGCGGAGGCACCGUUCCAGUUGUUUAUCUCCAGAUUAUCUUCGGUGUGAUGUUAGAGACCAUAUUGCUUGGUUUUAUUUUUGUGAAGAUCGCUCGACCCAAGCACAGACGACACACCAUUAUGUUCAGUCGUAACGCUUGUAUAUGUCUUGAAGACCAACAACUGACCUUACAGCUCCGUGUUGGGGACAUCAGAAACUCACAUCUGAUAGACUGUCAUGUUUACGGAGCUCUGGUCAAUAGAUAUGUCAAUCAGGAGAAACAUGUGUAUCCUUUGUUCCAGCACGAGCUUGAGUUUGAAGCCCAAGGGAUGAGAGACAAGCUGUAUUUGAUUUGGCCUAUGGUACUCAGUCACAAGAUCACGGCAGCCAGUCCUCUCUACACCUUGACCCCUGAUGAUCUACAGAGGGACACCUUUGAACUUAUUAUUAUCCUGGAAGGGACCAUAGAGUCUACGGGGGAGAUGGUCCAGGCCAGAACGUCCUUUACAAGCAGGGACAUCCUCUGGGGUCAGCGGUUAGUUCAGCUUGAAGAAUACGAUGAGAAAAGUGAUAAAUGGUUUAUCAACUUUGUGAGGUUUCACGAGGUUGAAAUGAGUGAGACUCCCUUGUGUAGCGCCAAGGAAUUGUCUGAGAAUCCCCGCCGCUCACCAGGAUAUGAUGAUGAUCAAGACUUUAUAAUAAAUCAAUUGGCCCACAACUCAACAAAAGGAAGGGACACAACUCAGUUUAGUCAAAUAGACCUAAUGUUCAGCAAGAUACAAGAGGAGGUCGUCUGACUCGGACAUCUCUCUACAUAAACUGAUUUUUCGCUCAACUUACAGAUCUAAAUGUCAAUAAACAUGAUUAACAUACAACUAAUUACAGAAACCAAGGGCUAGAUCUAAAUGAUAUUGUAAAACUGUCUGAAUUGAGACUGGAAAUAACUCAGAAGACAUUGCCAUAUAGUUCAUGAUAUAAGUUUAGCCUACGAUUCUAUUUUACAGUUUUAAGAGGUUUUAUUUAGCUUUUUGAUUUAAAACAAUCCGAUGAGAAAUAUAGGACCCUGGUCACAGUUUUCUUCAAUUUGGGUCUUACUAAUGACUGUCAUCUAAGUAGAUCCUAUGUUUUGGUCCACCAAUUCUCUAUAUCUGUAUAUACCCCUGUAAAUGUAUAACUUUUUUUUUUCAUUAAAAAAAAAUCUCUCACCAAAUAAUUUUCAUUUACAGUCACCUGCGUAAUUAAAAAAAGUUUUCAGUUAUUCUUUCUUUUUUAUUUCCAGCAUUAAUUAUCAUUAUUACGUAGUUUACGUUCUUGUACAUUAAUAAAUCAAUUUAAUGCUCGACUGUUUUGUACUGGACAUACAACACUGACGUAAAGAAGGCGUAAUAGAACGUUAUUCCUUAUGAAGCAAUAGAAAUAGUGGAAUUUUAAUAUAAAACAUUAGAAAUAUAUAUAUAUAGAGAGAGUGGAGGUUUCCUUUUGAACCACUAGGAGCAUAGAGUGGAAGCUUCUUACCAAACAAUAGGAGCAUAAAGUGGAGUUCUCCUUAUGAGAAAAAUAGGGCUAUUUAGUGGAGGCCCCCUUUUGAAGUAUAGUUCAUCCACUCUUCCUAAAUGUUACAACUUAUUCAAUUAGCUCUACACUAGUUUCUCACGUAACGUCUAGGCGUCCCUUGGGUUCAGCUGGAAUUAUCAAACACUAAAUAACUCGGCCACCAAGAGGAACACAACUUUAUUACUUUAAUAUCACAUCACACACUUGUUAUGUUCACACUAGUUCACAGGCUUUCUCGAUCAAAAAUAAUCUUAUAUAUAUAUUCAAGAUUCAUAUACCAUAAGGUCAUGGGCUUCAGGUCAACUAAUGGCCACGUAUAGCCUUCUAAAGAGACAUGGUCGCAGUUCAUUGGGACUGUGUAAUUUUUAUAGAAGAUUUAUCCAAGAGUUUUCUGAGAUGACGACUGAAUCCCAACAAACCAGAAAAGGUGCAUCCUGAAUGGGUGGACACGUGACUGUGAAGCAUUGCUGUAAAAAAUAAAGGAUGCAUUUGCUGAGGAACUUUGCUACCGGACUGCCACAAGGAAUUCCUAUUGGCUGCUGACAGCACAAUAUUCGCAGGGCAUAUUACAGCCCGUGAUGUAGGCUAGUAGGAAGCUGUCUUCACUUGAACAACGGUACAGCACCCACCGUACAGAGGGAGAGCUUAACAUUAGGCUUGAUCCGAGAAUGGGAAGUGGGAGAAAAACUUGUUUAAUACGUAAUAAGAGGAAUAACUCCAUAUAUACAGUCCACAUCUCUCAAUAAGUAAUAUCUCUGUGAAGUUGUUUUCUGAUCCUGAUGUGUAUCAUAAAGUGGUUCUGAAAGUUUUCCUAAAUGAGACAUCAAAUUGUAUAGUAUAGCAUAUGAUUGUUAUGUAAUAACUUAAUGUGAUGUGUGGUGUGUCAUACUAUUUUGAAGAGGGUGAUUCUUUCUUUUUUUUAAUUGAUAAGGCCUAUGAGCAUAUGACCAGUUAUUUAUCCAGUUAUUUGACUUUAAUCGUAAAUAAACUAUUUGUAUUUAUGAUUA